AUGAAUGCUCCAGUUGGACUCUCCUAUCUACACACACUGCCCGCUUCUCCCGCAGCUGCUGUGCUGGGCACGCCAGGCCUGCUCUUCCUUGGAAGCUUCCCUAGUCUGAGAAGAUCGCUCUAUCAACAGCCAUGCUCAACUCUUGUGCCUUAUUUAGCUAAACUCCUGGCCAGUGUGAGAGAAGAACAGUGUGAGUGCCAAUCUGGCCCUCAGCUGCCUACGGAGCCCACCUGGCAGCCACCCAGAUCCUACUGCACUCCAGGACUAUGCCAAUAUUUGGCCAUGCUCCCACCAGCCAGUCACCUCCUCUCUCUCCUGCUGGUGCUAGGCACAGGUGGCACGGUGCCCAGCCCCUGGGUGCCUCCUCAGGGCUGCUACGUGGCAGAAGAAGCUGGUGAGAGGACAUUCCGCUGCAGCCAGGCAGGCCUGAGUGCUGUGCCCACCGGCAUCCCCAACGACACCCGCAAGCUCUACCUGGAUGCCAACCGGCUGGCAUCAGUGCCAGCUGGAGCCUUCCAGCACCUGCCUGUCCUGGAGGAGCUGGAUCUGUCCCAUAAUGCCCUUGUCCACCUCUCAGGGGCUGCUUUCCAGGGUCUGGCAGGCAGUCUGCGCCACCUUGACCUCUCUGCCAACCAGCUGGCCUCGGUGCCUGUGGAGGCCUUCGUGGGCCUGAAGAUCCAAGUGAAUCUAUCCGCCAACCCGUGGCGCUGUGACUGUGCCCUCCAGGAGGUGCUCAGGCAGGUGAGGCUGGCACCGGACACUGGAACAGGCAUCGUGUGUGGCCCCGGAGCCCGACCAGACCUCGUGGGGCAAGAGUUCCUGCCGCUGGCAGGGGAGGAAGAGCUGUGUGGGACGGGGCGGGGUGGGGCCCAGCGGAGCACUGAUGUAGCCCUGCUGGUCACCAUGGGGGGCUGGCUGGUGCUCGUGGUGGCUUAUCUGGCGCACUACGUGUGGCAGAACCGGGAUGAGACUCGACGUCCCCUCAAGCCGGCCCCCGUGCUGCCCGUGCGCUCUGAGGACUCCUCUACCCUCAGCACAGUGGUCUGAGGACCAGGGCCACUCCUCCAGCCCCAUGCCCCACACUCCAACCGCCGUGCCCUCUCUUUUCUUCUAACCCUCUGCCUCCUCUACAGCCCCCCAUCCCCCAAAUUCCUCCCCACUUCCUUCUCUGUCUCCCCU
Molecule: messenger RNA, 1179 nt
Organism: Felis catus (domestic cat)
Lineage: Eukaryota; Metazoa; Chordata; Mammalia; Carnivora; Felidae
Gene: LRRC3C
Product: leucine rich repeat containing 3C
Exons: 3
Coding region: 1-1047 (348 amino acids)
Molecular function (GO): protein binding
Source: RefSeq, a predicted model, not a curated record